Molecule: messenger RNA, 840 nt
Organism: Leptinotarsa decemlineata (Colorado potato beetle)
Lineage: Eukaryota; Metazoa; Arthropoda; Insecta; Coleoptera; Chrysomelidae
Product: putative nuclease HARBI1
Source: RefSeq, a predicted model, not a curated record
UUAAUCAAAUAAGGGCCUGUUUCACCAGUGACUGAUAAACUUCCUGAUAGUUUAAUCACAACUUAUCUGGUUCUGGUUCUGAUAGUCAUAUCUGGUUCAUAAGGUGGUUAGUAACCUAACAUUCAGUUUUGGCGCGUGAUAAAUACUAUCUGACAGAUUUUAACGAUGGAUUUAUUCGAAUUUAUAGAAGAUGAGUUUGAUGAAUAUCUAUUAAAUCCUGUUAUGCGCCCUCGCAGACGUCCUGUAAUUAGAAAUCGGCCAAAUUAUUUCACUGAACUUGAUGAAACAGAUUUCAGAGCUCGAUUUCGACUUUCUAAACCAUCUGUUACUUAUGUAUUAUCUUUGAUAGAAGGAAACAUAACUACAGUGACCAACUUUAAUUUCGCUAUAUCACCUAUGAAUCGAUUGUUGUUAACGCUGCGCUACUAUGCUACAGGAUCAUUUUUAAUAACAUCUGGAGAUUUUAGUGGUGUAAGCAAAGCUUCAGCUUCUAGAAUAAUUUCAAAAGUAUCCAGAGCAAUAGCAGAACUGAGACCAAGAUUUGUAAAAUUUCCAAUAAACCUGCAAUCCGUGAAAGAGGGAUUUUAUAACAUAGCAAGGUUUCCGAGAGUGAUAGGAACUAUAGACUGCACCCAUGUCAAUAUUAAAUCACCAGGUGGAGAAAUUGCUGAAUACUAUAGAAACAGAAAAGGCAAUUUUUCUAUAAAUGUACAAACCGUACCGAGAUUUGACGUAUGCAUUGAAGAGAGUAAAAAAACUGCCCCUGCUACAGAAGUUCUUACAGUUACGAUUGCAGGGACUAGGCGAUAUUUCGUCCCAUCCCUGCGAAUUAACAGAUAA